UGAAGCCCGCCGCCCCCUCCCCUCGCCCGCCCUGCGCCCGCGGCCUCCCAGCCCCACCCCAGAAGACCGGAGCAGAGCGGCGGGCGGCUGGAGCCCGAGGCAGGUGCCCGCAUCCCGCGGGGAGGCCCGGAGAGCGCGCUGGAGGCUGGCAACGGGACCCGGCCGUGAGCGCCCGAUCCUCCAUCUGGAGCCCGUGGCAUCCCCCUUUCUCGAGUCUGGUGGCCUGGGUCUCGGAGGAGCCGAGGGGUGCGGCAUGGACAAGAGGGACAAGGCCAGGGCUGGGGCCACCGCGCGGACGCCGGCUUCUCGCCCUCCUGGCCUUCCGACCCCCAGACCCCCAGGGUCCCCCCGACCCCCUCCCCCAGUAACCAGCGCGGCCCUCCGAGUUCUGGGAGCCGCGGGAGCUGCGGGGCGAGGGCCCCUGGCUGAGCGAGCUGGGGGCGUCCGGGCAGCCGUCGUCCCAGAGACUGCUUCCCGGGUGGGACCAACGCGGAGCGGCGGGACCGGCCCCCGGAGCCCGGCCUCCAGGCCCCCGGUGGCUGGGAGAGGGGAGCGGCCCCCUGCCAAGACCCCCGGCCCGGCCUCUAUCUCUAGCCCGGGGCGUUCCAGCGGCACCGCCAGGGGAGGCCCUCUUGGGCAGAAGGGGCUCCGGCCCCAAGCUGAGGAAGCUGCGGCCAGAGGAAAAGCCCCAGAAGCGCCCAGAAGGAGCGCCCUGAGCGCCGCGGCACGGAGAGACUUAUCGGGGCCCCCUCCAGGCACCUCUUCCCCGGCCAUCUCCCGUCGGUCCCGGGCUGCGGGUGCUGAGGUGGGUCUCCCCCGAGCAGCCCCGAGUGCUCGGCCGCGGCCUCCGAACGAGGCCCCCAAGAAAUCAAUGGGCAGCGCCCCGGAGCGCAGCACAGCAGAGCCGAGCGCCGCCGCCAGGAGGCGACCCAGCGCCGGCGGGGGCCUCCAGAGGCCAGCUUCGCGCCCCCCGGCCUCCAGCGCCACUCCUCUGUCCUCUCCAGCCCGCUCUGGGGCCUCGCUCGCAGGAACACCCCGCGUUCCGGGGCAUUCUUCGCAGUCCAAGUCGAAAGGGCAGCAGGUUCUGCGCCCCCCACAGGCCACGCCCCCAAGGAGGAGCUCAGUCCCCGGUCCUCGAACCUCUACUCCUUCGACCAUACCCCCUCCGCCAGGUUUGCCCGCACAGCCGGCACCGCCUCCUCUCACCACAGCCACUGGCCUGCCAGACACGCUCCCGCCCUCGCCUCCGACCACGCCCCCCUCGACUCUACCCUGCCCGUUGGCCACGCCCCUCAUACUAGCCCCUCCUCCCUCAGCUACACUCUUUCUUCAGCCCCUCCCCUCCCCUCCAGCCACACCCCCUCUUCAGGCUCCACCCACACAGGGUGCCUCCUUUCCGGACUUGCCCGCCUCUCCUUCGGCCACUUUUCUGGUCCCAUUCUCUCCAUCAGUGGCGCCCCCUCCGCAAAGUAUGACCCCCACCCACUCUUCUCCGGUUUUGCCCCCUCUUCCGACACCGCGUUAUCCUUUGGCCACACCCACCCCGCCGUCCUUUUCCGCUUUAACCACGCCUCCUCUUCAGACUCCGCCCUGUGCGCUGGCCACGCCUCCAACGCAGGACCCUCCUCUGGCCGCAUCCCCUUCGCAAGCCUCUCUGACCAGCCUCUCCCCGCAGGGUCCUCUGUGCUCUCCGUCGGCCUUGCUCUCACUGCCUCUGCAGGCUCCUCCCUCUCCCCUUGCCACGCCCCCUCCACACACCACGCCUCGCUCGCAGACACCAUCUCCUCUGGCCACACCUCUUCCAGCCCUGCCCUCUCCCCAGACCCUGCCCCCUACACAGACCCCACCACCUCUGCAGGCCAUUCCGUCUUCAGCUGAGGCCCCUCUGCAGGCCCUGCCUUCCCUGGCCUUGCCCCCUUUGCAGGCCCCUCCUUCUCUUCCCCCUCCCCUGGACACGCCCCCUUACCCAGCCCCACCGUGUUUGGCCUUGCCCCCUCUUCAGGUCCCUCCCUCCUCCAUGGCCACAGCCCCUCCUGAGGGUCCACAUUCCCUGGCCUUGCCCUCUGUGCAGUCCCCUCCCUCUCCCCCUGCCUCACCCCCUCUGCAGGUCUCUCCCCUCCCCAUGACCUCGCUUCCUCUACAGACCCCUCCUCCCCCUAUGCACGUCCCUCCCUUUCGCUUGACCACGCCCCCUCAUCAGGCCACGCCCUCCCUCCCUGCCUCAUCCCCUCUGCAGGUCCCUCUCUCCCCAAUGGCCACACUCCCUUCGCAGGCCCCACCUCCCCGGGCUCUGUUCCCUCUGCAGUCCCCUCCCUCUCCUCCUGCUUCCCCCACUCUGGAGGUCCCUCCGCAGCCCCUGGCCACGCCUCCUCCGCAGGCCCCUCCCUCUCCCCCUGCCUCCCCGACGCUGCAGGUCCCUCCGCUCCCCCUGACCACGCUCCCUUCGCAGGCCCCACCUUCCCUGGCCGCGCUCCCUCUGCAGGCAUCCCCCUCUCCGCUGGCCUCACCCCCUCUGCACGCCCCACGCCGUCCCCCGACCCCAGGUCCCGAUGCCCCGGUCUCAGGCCCGCGGCUGACCCUGGCGCUGGCCCCGGCUCCGCCGCCGCCGUCGCGCAGCCCAUCCAGCACGCUGAGCGGCCCGGACCUAGCGGGCCACAGCAGCAGCGCCACGAGCACGCCUGAGGAGCUGCGCGGCUACGACAGCGGGCCGGAGGGCGGCGCUGUGGGCUCCCCGCCCGCCGACGCCGAGCUUGCCGCCUGCCACCCGGCCUCCUGGAGCCGCAGCCCCGCGCCGCCGCUGGCCGUUCGUGGCACCCCAGGGGAGCCGCUUCCCUGGUCUCCCGCUGCCGGGACGAGCUCCGCCGAGGGCCUGUGUACUAUCUACGAGGCCGAAGGGCCCGAGUCGGCGCCUGCCGCCUCCGGCGUGCUGGAUCCUGGGUCUGGGCCUGGCGCGGGCGGUGGGAAGGCGGCGGCGGCGGCGGCGGCAGCAGCGGCGGGGGUGGUCCCGCGGGGCGCAAAGCCGGCGCGCCUGGGCGAGCUGCCGCUGGGGGCGCUGCAGGCGAGCGUCGUGCAGCACCUGCUGAGCCGGACGCUGCUGCUCGCGGCAGCCGAAGGUGCCGCGGGCGGCGACGGCGGUGGGGACCCCGGGGACUCGGGGGCCGGUGGCGUCGGGGCCGGUGCCCGGACUGCGCUCAGCGAUGCUGAACUGGGCCGCUGGGCCGAACUGUUGUCUCCCCUGGACGAGUCCCGCGCCAGCAUCACCUCGGUCACCAGCUUCUCCCCGGACGACGUGGCUUCCCCACAGGGUGACUGGACCGUGGUGGAGGUGGAGACCUUCCACUGAGCCAGACCCCGGGCCCGCUCACUCACCCCGCCCCAGCUUUAAGAUUCGCCCCUCCGAUACGCCUGUCUUAGACCCCCACCCUCCUCCGCCAGAGUCCUGGUCUGUGGAUCGGUCUUAGUCCCCUAGAGCCCUAGAAUUGUGGCCGAGUCUCCCGACCCAUCCGCCUACGGCCAAGGUUCUGACUGAACCCCGCCCCUUUGGCUUAGGACUCCCUCCCUUUCCUGGAGCCCCGUCCCCUUCGGCCUAUGCCCCGCCCCAUGUCCUGUGUUGUCAGCCGCGCGCAGCUCAGUUUGCAAUAAAGCCUGGAAGUUGUA
Molecule: messenger RNA, 3657 nt
Organism: Manis pentadactyla (Chinese pangolin)
Lineage: Eukaryota; Metazoa; Chordata; Mammalia; Pholidota; Manidae
Gene: PRR36
Product: proline rich 36
Exons: 8
Coding region: 254-3343 (1029 amino acids)
Source: RefSeq, a predicted model, not a curated record